Messenger RNA from Anopheles arabiensis, 649 nucleotides. RefSeq names its product transcription initiation factor IIA subunit 2 (gene TfIIA-S). Lineage: Eukaryota; Metazoa; Arthropoda; Insecta; Diptera; Culicidae. Gene Ontology annotation, biological process: RNA polymerase II preinitiation complex assembly; transcription initiation at RNA polymerase II promoter. The record is from RefSeq and is a predicted model, not a curated record. Bases 121 to 459 code for a protein of 112 amino acids. Gene Ontology annotation, cellular component: transcription factor TFIIA complex. The transcript has 3 exons. Gene Ontology annotation, molecular function: TBP-class protein binding; RNA polymerase II general transcription initiation factor activity.
UGUGUUUUGAUUGUUUAUCGCUCCGCCAAGCUGCUUCAUUUUGUAAAAUCCAAAACGCGAGCUUCAUCAUCUACAAUUUCAUCGUAAAAUCAUAUCAACACGAUUGCAUAGAGAAUUACCAUGACGUAUCAACUGUACCGGAAUACUACCCUUGGUAAUACUUUGCAGGAGAGUUUGGACGACAUGCUGCAGUACGGUCAAAUAACACCACAACUAGCUGUGCGAGUUUUGGUGCAGUUCGAUAAAUCGAUCAAUGCCGCACUUUCCAACCGGGUAAAGUCUCGUGUCACGUUCAAGGCUGCCAAACUAAACACCUACCGAUUCUGCGACAACGUCUGGACGCUGAUGUUAAACGAUGUCGAGUUUCGAGAGGUGCAUGAGUUUGCUCGAGUAGAUAAAGUGAAAAUCGUUGCCUGUGAUGGUAAAAAUGUCAGCACAGGGGACGAACCGAGUAGAUAGUGCAAAAGUAUGUCCAUCGUUUAGUUUGUUACACCCUUCAUGGUUGCGAUGCAAGCCGUUUCCAGGAAGUGUAUUCACCUUUUCUAGUUUGUAAGAGUGCUUGCGCGAGCAUUUUAACGAACGUGCUGCAAAUACCAUUCAACGAUAUACCUAUCAAUUGCUUAAAUAAAGCAUGCUUAUUUGACGCACA